Molecule: messenger RNA, 3362 nt
Organism: Echinops telfairi (small Madagascar hedgehog)
Lineage: Eukaryota; Metazoa; Chordata; Mammalia; Afrosoricida; Tenrecidae
Gene: SSH1
Product: slingshot protein phosphatase 1
Exons: 14
Coding region: 57-2933 (958 amino acids)
Biological process (GO): negative regulation of actin filament polymerization; protein dephosphorylation; actin cytoskeleton organization
Cellular component (GO): cytoplasm
Molecular function (GO): actin binding; protein tyrosine/serine/threonine phosphatase activity
Source: RefSeq, a predicted model, not a curated record
AGGUUGGCAGCGACGACGAUCGGAAGUUAAACCUCAGCUUAAGCGAGAGCUUUUUCAUGGUGAAAGGAGCGGCCCUCUUCUUACAGCAGGGGAACAGCCCUCAAGGCCCGCAGAGCCUUCAGCACCUCCACAAGCAUGCAGGUGACCUGCCCCAGCACCUUCAAGUCAUGAUCAACCUCCUGCGCUGUGAAGACAGGAUCAAACUGGCCGUGCGUUUAGAGAGCGCCUGGAUGGACCGCAUCCGGUACAUGGUGGUGGUGUACAGCAGCGGGCGCCAGGACACUGAGGAGAAUAUCCUGCUGGGAGUGGACUUUUCCAGUAAGGAAAGUAAGAGCUGCACCAUCGGCAUGGUGCUCCGGCUGUGGAGCGACACCAAGAUCCACCUGGACGGAGAUGGCGGCUUCAGCGUGAGCACAGCGGGGAGGCUGCACGUGUUUAAGCCCGUGUCUGUCCAGGCCAUGUGGUCCGCCCUGCAGGUCCUGCACAAGGCCUGCGAAGUGGCCCGGAGGCACAACUACUUCCCCGGCGGCGUGGCCCUCAUCUGGGCCACCUACUACGAGAGCUGCAUCGGCUCCGAGCAGAGCUGCAUUAACGAGUGGAACGCCAUGCAGGACCUGGAGUCCACGCGGCCCGACUCCCCAGCCCUGUUCGUGGAUAAGCCAACAGAAGGGGCAAGGACAGAGCGCCUCAUCAAAGCCAAACUCCGAAGCAUCAUGAUGAGCCAGGACCUAGAGAACGUGACCUCCAAAGAAAUCCGCAGCGAGUUAGAGCAGCAGAUGAACUGCAACCUGAAGGAGUUCAAGGAAUUCAUCGACAACGAGAUGCUGCUGAUCCUGGGCCAGAUGGACAAGCCCUCCCUGAUCUUCGAUCACCUCUAUCUCGGCUCCGAGUGGAACGCAUCCAACCUGGAGGAGCUGCAGGGCUCAGGCGUUGACUACAUUUUGAACGUAACACGAGAAAUCGAUAAUUUCUUCCCUGGCUUAUUUGCCUACCAUAAUAUCCGCGUCUACGACGAGGAGACCACGGACCUCCUCGCCCACUGGAACGAAGCGUAUCACUUUAUAAACAAAGCAAAGAGGAACCACUCCAAGUGCCUGGUCCACUGCAAAAUGGGGGUGAGCCGGUCGGCGUCCACCGUCAUCGCGUAUGCCAUGAAGGAAUUUGGCUGGUCCCUGGAGAAAGCGUACAACUACGUGAAGCAGAAGCGCAGCAUCGCGCGCCCCAACGCCGGGUUCAUGCGGCAGCUGUUGGAAUACGAGGGCAUCUUGGAUGCAAGCAAACAGCGGCAUAAUAAGCUGUGGCGGCAGCAGACGGGGAGCAGCCUCCAGCAGGCCUCGGGGGACCCCAUGGGCCCUGGAGAUUCCUUGCCAGAGGCCCUGGACAGCUCCCUGGAUGCCCGGCUGCCAAACCUGGACACGGCAGCCGCCUGCUGCUUCCGGCGGCUCUCGGACCCCCUCCUGCAGCCCCCCGGCAGUAAGACGGGCAGCUCGGUCCACCUGGACGAGCUGGAGAGGGACGUCCAGCUGGAGGAGACGGCUCAGCUCCUGGAAGGCUCCAGACUCUGCACGAAGGACUUGAAGAAGAAACUGGAGUUUGGGAGCUCCCUGCCUCCGCAGGAGGAGGUGGACAAGGGGGAGGAGGGCCCGGCCGCAGGGAAGUGGGGGCAGACCUGCCGCCGGCCGGACGCUAGCCUGCUGGACCGGGAAAACAUCAACAACAACAAUAGCAAGCGGGGCUGCCCGGAGGACUUCGAGCAGGACGUACUCUUCAGGAUCCUGAACAAAGUGAAGCCCUCCUACAAGUCCUGUGCUGACUGCAUGUACCCCACCGUCAGCGGGGGCCCCGAAGCCUUUGGGGAGCCGUUCGAGGACCCCAGCACCCCGGCCAUCUGCACCCAGCCCACCUUCCUACCCCACCUCACCGCCCACCCAUGCAGCAGGUCCCAGGCCAUGGAGAAGCUGGCCUCGGGCCCACCUGAGACUCUUCCUCCACCAGCAGACUCCAGGCAGCCAGACCCGGGUGGCUGCUCUCUGCACCCCGGGGCCGGCCCCGCCCCACCAGCCAACCUUCUGGAACCUUCCAGGGAGAGUCCCAAAGCCCUGCCUAAGUCCCUCCUCCCAAGGAACCCACACUGCGAGCAGCCCCCGCCCAGGAAAGACCCAAAGGCCGCCAAGGACCUGCGGCUCCUGUUCAGCACAGAGCCCGAGAAGCCCCCAGCCCCCAGCUACCUGAGGCAGCACCAGGAAUCCCUCAUGCAGCUGCAGAAGGCAGGCUUGGUCCGCAAGCACACCAAAGAGCUGGAAAGGCUGAAGGGCACACCGGCGGACGCAGCGGCCCCCGCCCGGGACGGCACCCCCUGCAGGCUGGAGGCCAGCAUUCCCGAGGAGACCCUGGAGCUGGCUCCCCUCCAUGCUCCCCAGCAGGCCGGGUCAGAGGCCGGCCCCCCACCGGUGGAAGGAGCCCCAAUCAAGAGCCCCCCUCCCUGGCUCUGCCGCCUGGACCACACCAGCCACUUCUCCAAGGACUUCCUGAAGACCAUCUGCUACACACCUGCGUCGUCGUCCCUGAGCUCCAACCUGACCCGGAGCUCCAGCAGCGACAGCAUCCACAGCGUGCGCGGCAAGCCAGGCCUGGUGAAGCAGCGGACGCAGGAGAUCGAGACCCGGCUCCGGCUGGCCGGCCUCACCGUGUCCUCCCCGCUCAAGCGCUCCCACUCGCUGGCCAAGCUCGGCAGCCUCGACUUCUCCACUGAAGACCUGGCCAGCGAGGCCGGCGGGUCCACCAUCACAGACUCCCAGGGGACCGGGCCCAGCGAGGCCGCCUCCUUGCCCGAGCCCCCACCAGCCGCCAGCCACACAGCCACCGCCUCGACACCAUCAGGGAGAGCCGCCCCAGGAAACGUGCCAGGCCCCACGGGAGGGAGCAGAAGCUGACCCGGCCUGGGCUGGGUGGGGCUUGCCUUCCCAAAGCAUGGCUCUCUCCCCACGUUCCCUGUUGGGCUCUGGCCAGCACCCCUGCCCACCUUGCUUCCUCCCCAAAGACACAACGGGAGUCGUCUUCACGUGUCCCCCCUCUCGCCGUAGAAAGGAGGGAAAGAGACCGAACUAACUCCUAUGAAGCACAAUUAUGAGGGGAGGUGGCCUCCGAGAGCCGGGAAUGGCUGGCCGGCGCAUGCCCAGCAGGCCCCUCCGUGAAAUCACGCCCUCAACAGAGCCCGCCUGUCCUUCCGUGCCCAUGGCAAGUUCUGGCAGCAGGUGGCACCUCGGCCAGGGCCAGACGUGCCAGAAAACCCACGAGUGGCAAUAUACAUCCUACCUCUGUCCCUGCUUUCCUGCUUCUUUUAAAAGACAGUACCAACCACA